This is a messenger RNA of Globicephala melas (long-finned pilot whale), 4423 nucleotides long. RefSeq names its product tau tubulin kinase 2 (gene TTBK2). The record is from RefSeq and is a predicted model, not a curated record. Gene Ontology annotation, cellular component: ciliary basal body; ciliary transition zone; cytoplasm. Gene Ontology annotation, biological process: signal transduction; peptidyl-serine phosphorylation; cilium assembly. Gene Ontology annotation, molecular function: protein serine/threonine kinase activity; ATP binding. NCBI's taxonomy places the organism in Eukaryota, Metazoa, Chordata, Mammalia, Artiodactyla, Delphinidae.
AAUAACGUCGGGUCGGGUCAGCGGGCGCUGCAGUAGUCGCCGCAGCGGCGAUGGGAGCGGUGGGGACCAGGCGGCGGCGGAGGCGGCAGGAGGAGGAGCAGGAGCUGGCACAAGAGCAGCGGCUGGGGGCGGCCAGCAGCAGCAGUAACAGCAGCAGCCGCCGCCGCCAGUAAACGCGGACGGUACCCGAGGGGACUACCCAGCCGGCCGGCCCUCGAAGCCGCGCUCGGGUCCCGCCGCACUGGGCGGCGGGGGAUGGGCAGGCGGCGGUCGUCCCGCUUGCUGAGGGUUGACCUCUGCCGGUCCCCGCCCUGAGCUGAACCCGAGCCCUCCGCCCGAAAUCCCUGCGUCCGCCACGGCCCAGGACUUUAUAUAUCUUUCUAUUUAUUCCUUCACUUCUUGGAGCAUUUUUAUAGUAGCUGCUUUAAUGUCUUUGAUAAGUCCCAGAUCUCUGUCAUCUUGGCAUUUACAUCUGCUGAUUUGUCCUUUCACAUGUUAAAUGGAAACCACCCUUGGGAGCUGGAUGCCUGUGUAGCCAUUCUAUCACAUCAGUGAAUUGCAAUGAGUGGAGGAGGCGAUCAGCCGGAUAUCCUCAGUGUUGGAAUCCUGGUCAAAGAAAGAUGGAAAGUAUUGAGGAAGAUUGGGGGUGGGGGCUUUGGAGAAAUUUACGAUGCCUUGGACAUGCUUACCAGGGAAAAUGUUGCACUGAAGGUGGAAUCAGCUCAACAACCAAAACAAGUUCUGAAAAUGGAAGUUGCUGUAUUGAAAAAACUACAAGAAACUGCAGAACACAAGCUGAAAGUUGAGAUGAAGGAAAACUAUUACAGAAGAUCAACUGCACCUCUUCUGCCUUCCCUGCUUGACGUCUCCAGCUACUGCUGGAAAGACCAUGUUUGUAGAUUUAUUGGCUGUGGGAGGAAUGAUCGAUUCAACUACGUGGUCAUGCAGUUGCAGGGUCGGAAUCUGGCGGAUCUACGCCGUAGCCAGUCCCGGGGCACAUUCACCAUUAGCACUACUCUUCGGUUGGGUAGACAGAUUCUGGAGUCUAUUGAGAGCAUCCAUUCUGUGGGAUUCUUGCACCGAGACAUCAAACCGUCAAACUUUGCCAUGGGUCGCUUUCCUAGUACAUGUAGGAAAUGUUACAUGCUUGAUUUUGGCUUGGCUCGACAAUUUACCAAUUCCUGUGGUGACGUCAGACCACCUCGAGCUGUGGCAGGCUUUCGAGGGACAGUUCGUUACGCAUCAAUCAAUGCUCAUCGGAACAGGGAAAUGGGAAGACAUGAUGACCUUUGGUCCUUAUUCUACAUGUUGGUGGAAUUUGUGGUUGGUCAGCUGCCUUGGAGAAAAAUAAAGGACAAGGAACAAGUGGGCUCUAUUAAGGAGAGGUAUGACCACAGGCUUAUGUUGAAACAUCUCCCUCCAGAAUUCAGCAUCUUUCUGGACCACAUCUCCUCUUUGGAUUAUUUUACAAAACCAGACUACCAGCUUCUUGCAUCCGUGUUUGACAACAGCAUCAAGACCUUUGGAGUAAUUGAGAGUGACCCUUUCGACUGGGAGAAGACUGGAACUGAUGGCUCCCUCACCACCACCACUACUUCUACCACUCCUCAGCUGCACACCCGCUUGACCCCUGCGGCAAUCGGAAUUGCCAAUGCCACUCCCAUCCCAGGAGACUUGCUUCGAGAAAAUACAGAUGAGGUGUUUCAAGAUGAACAGCUUAGUGAUGGAGAGAAUGGCAUCCCUGUUGGUGUGUCACCAGAUAAAUUGCCUGGAUCUCUGGGACACCCUCGUCCCCAGGAGAAGGAUGUCUGGGAAGAGAUGGAUACCAACAGGAAUAAGAUAAAGCUUGGGAUUUGUAAGGCUGCUACUGAAGAGGAGAACAGCCAUGGUCAAGCAAAUGGUAUUCUGAAUGCUCCAAGCCUCGGUUCACCAAUUCGUGUCCGCUCAGAGAUUACUCAGCCAGACAGAGAUGUUCCAUUGGUGCGAAAGUUACGUUCCAUUCACAGCUUUGAGCUGGAAAAACGUUUGGUGCUGGAGCCAAAGCCAGAUACUGACAAGUUUCUUGAGACUUGCUUGGAGAAAAUGCAGAAAGAUUCCAGUGAAGGAAAGGAAUCUGUUCUCCCUGCUCUGCUUCAUAAGCCUUGUGUUCCUGCUGUGUCCCGUACUGACCACAUCUGGCACUAUGAUGAAGAGUAUCUUCCAGAUGCUUCCAAGCCUGCCUCUUUCAACACCCCUGAGCAGGCAGAUGGUGGUGGCAGCAAUGGAUUUGUAGCCGUUAACCUGAGCUCCUGCAAGCAGGAGGUUGACUCCAAAGAAUGGGUGAUUGUGGAUAAGGAACAGGACCUUCGGGAUUUUAGGACAAAUGAGGCUUUAGGCCAUAAAACAACUGGAAGCCCUUCCGAUGAGGAACCCGAAGUCCUUCAAGUCCUAGAGGAAUCGCCUCAAGAUGAAAAGCUCCGAUUGGGUCCUUGGGCAGAAAAUGAUCAUUUAAAGAAGGAAACCUCAGGUGUGAUCUUAGCAGUUUCUGGGAAGUGCCCUGCCACUGCUGCUUCAGAACAAUAUGCAGAUAGGCUGGAACUCCAGGCUGGAGCUGCUAGUCAAUUUAUUGCAGUGACACCCACAAGUCCAAUGGAGGCACAAGCAGAAGGACCCCUUACAGCAAUUACAAUUCCUAGACGUUCUGUGGCAUCUACACAGUCGACUUCAGGUAGCUUUCAUUAUGGUCAGCUGCCAGAAAAGAAAGACCUUCAUCCCAUGGAGCCCACUGUGGAACUUUACUCUCCAAGGGAGAGCUUCUCUGGCUUGGUUGUGACAGAGCGCGAACCUCCUAGUGGAGGAAACAGAACAGACUUUGGGCUUCAGAUAGAUCAUAUUGGUCAUGACAUGUUACCCAGCAUUAGAGAGUGUGACAGCUCCCAAGACCUGGGACCAAAAGACCUUCCUGACCAUAACAGACUGGCUGUGAGAGAAUUUGAGGGUCUCCCUAGGGAAACGGAAGAGAAAAGCAUGCUUGUGGGGUCAGAUAAUGAAGAUGAGAAGUUGAGUAAAGGGCAGCCUUAUAUUGAGAUCUCCCCUCUCCCAGGAGACUUGGUGACGGUGGAAAGGGAUCACUCAGCUACUACUGAACCUCUUGAUGUGACAAAGACACAGACUUUUAGUGUGGUGCCAAAUCAAGACAAAACUCAUGAGAUAGUGAAGCUUUUGGCAGUUGGAACUUCAGCGAUAUCUCCACGAGUUAUUGACCAACAUGUUGAAGGACAGAUAGGCCAGGUGGCAGCAAUGCAAAAAGGUAAGAUAUCUAAGGAGGAUGACAUCAAGAGUGAAGACUUGCUGAGUCAUCAAGGAGACCUCUCUACUUUUUUGCACCAAGAGGGUAAGAGAGAGAAAAUUGCCCCUAGAAAUGGAGAACUAUUUCAUUCUGUUUCAGAGAGUGAACAUUGUCCUCCAUCUCAGAAGGAUGUGGUUAGGUCAUCCUUUGUAACUAGACACAGCCGAAUCCCUGUUUUAGCACAAGAGAUAGAUUCAACUUUUGAAUCAUCCUGUCCAGUCUCUGCAAAAGAGAAGCUCCUCCAAAAGAAAGCUUAUCAGCCAGAUCUAGUCAAGCUUCUGGUGGAAAAAAGGCAACUCAAGUCUUUCCUUGGGGACCUCUCAAGUGCCUCUGAUAAAUUGCUAGAGGAGAGAUUAUCCACUAUUCCUGCUCCUUUUUCUGAGGAGGAAGUCUUCACUCCCUUUUCAAGACUGGCUGUAGACUCACACCUGAGCAGGUCAGCCGAAGACAGCUUUCUGACACCCAUCAUCUCCCAGUCCAGAAAGAGCAAAAUUCCAAGGCCAGUUUCAUGGGUCAACACAGAUCAAAUCAACAGCUCAACUUCAUCUCAGUUCUUGCCUCGGCCACCACCAGGAAAGCCACCCAUGAGGCCUGGAGUAGAAGCCAGGCUCCGCAGAUAUAGAGUCCUAGGGAGUAGCAGUUCCGACUCAGACCUUUUCUCCCGCCUGGCCCAAAUUCUUCAAAAUGGAUCUCAGAAACCCCGGAGCACUACUCAGUGCAAGAGUCCAGGAUCCCCUCACAACCCAAAAACACCACCCAAGAGUCCAGUUGUCCCUCGCAGGAGUCCCAGUGCCUCUCCUCGAAGCUCUUCCUUGCCUCGCACAUCCAGUUCCUCACCAUCUAGGGCUGGACGGCCCCAUCAUGACCAGAGGAGUUCAUCCCCGCAUCUGGGGAGAAGCAAGUCACCUCCCAGCCACUCAGGAUCUUCCUCGUCCAGGAGGUCCUGCCAACAGGAGCACUGCAAACCCAGUAAGAAUGGCCUGAAAGGAUCCAGCAGCCUCCACCACCACUCGGCCAGCACUAAAGCCCCCCCAGGGAAGAGUAAGUCAGCCAGUAAACUCAGCAGAUAGGAGCUGGGCUGCAUCUCUGUGAAAG